AUGAUUCCAAGUAGCACUACAAUUAAUUCUAAAAAAGUUAGUUUUGAAGAGUUAAAUGAGAGUGAAAAACGGAUUAAAAUGAUUGACUCAAUCACAGAGUUCAAUGAAGAAAGUGAAGCAAAGUCAAGAACAAGAAAAUUAGUUGAUUAUAUUAGAACCACAAAACCAAAAGAAAUCAUUGUCAUUCUACAACAACAUGAGAAAGUAGUUAGAAUGGCAGAACAUAUUAAUAAACAACUUGAAAUAAUUAAUUCAUAUCUGAAAAGAAUUCAUGAAGAACCAAGUUAUACUCUCAUGACAUACCAAGAAAAACGAACAGAAGAAAUAAUUUGUAAAGAGAAGUCAUUUGACAAUUUUAUUGAAAUAAUAAAACAAAGUAUUCAAGUUUGUCCUGAACAAUCUUUCUUUAAUUACUUUUUUCCAACUAGUCAAUUUACAUUAACAAAAAUACCUCCUAAAUGUGAUUUAGUAAUACAAUACUCCUAUCAUUAUGAAAUUAAUGAUCAAAUGAAAAACACUAUCAUUAACAGUCUCAAUCAAAAACCAUAUUUUAUUUUCCAAUGCAUUCAUCCUAAUAAAUUCUAUGAUGAUCCAUUUGUGAUGUUAAAUUACAACGAUUUACCACUACUCCAAAAUGGUUUAAUUCCACCAUCAUACAUACAAGGAAAUUGUAUGGAAGAAGUUACAAAACUCGAAGGAGUUCUUAUUACACCAAUAUUUGAGGAAUAUGAGAAGAUGAGAAUAUUUGCAAGUAGAACAAAAGAAUACAGAGUUAUUCCAUGUCAAAUCACAAUGAAGAAUAUUAUCAAUGAUAAAGGAAAAAGAAUUACUAUCAAAGAAAGUAUAAAAGUUGACAACAAUGAUAUUCCUAUUGUA
Molecule: messenger RNA, 876 nt
Organism: Entamoeba dispar SAW760
Lineage: Eukaryota; Evosea; Mastigamoebida; Endamoebidae
Exons: 1
Source: RefSeq, a predicted model, not a curated record